This is a messenger RNA of Prunus mume (Japanese apricot), 2271 nucleotides long. The record is from RefSeq and is a predicted model, not a curated record. Lineage: Eukaryota; Viridiplantae; Streptophyta; Magnoliopsida; Rosales; Rosaceae.
AUAGAUACAAAGAAACCUUUGCCAAUUGCCAGCUCGAUUUUAGGCUGAGGCCACUGAGGGCAUUUUAUUGUUUUGAAGAUUAGUGACAAAUGGUAAAUAAAUCACAUAACCAAACCCCCUAAGUAAAGUAAGUAGGUGGAUAUGAAGCUGCUGCCAACAGAAACACAAUUUGUCUGUGCCAGUACCCUACUAGUUGCCAAAAGUACCUCUCUCAAUCCCAUACCAAAAUUACCUAAGUCAAGUCAAUAUCAUGGCAAAGAACCUUUGUAGAUCCUUGAGAGAUAUCAGCAACUUUGUAGUUACUUAAUAAUGAGUUGCUUUGUUUUACAGGAGGUAACUAAGAUAUUGAAUGCUGUUAUUUACCUGGCUUUUCUUCACCAAUAUUUGUUGCAUUUGGUUGGUAGCAAACCAGAUAUCCCAUCUCCCACAGAGUUUGUUCUAAUACUAUUAACAGUCAAUAAGGUACAAUAAUUACAAACAGAGUUUACACAAAAGUAAUAGUAAUAGAUAGAGGAGAUCCAAUGGCUACCGCUAAAGCUAAUCCUAGUCAUAAAACCAACUAUAACACUAGCAAUGUGACCUGAAAAUCCUAAUCUCUGGUCACUUGUUCUAUUUAGUUUUUAUUCUAGUUACCUAUUAAUUGAGUGCUGUUAUCUAGUUUUGAUUCCAGUAACUUGUUCUAUUUACUUUUGAUUUUAGAGGAGGUAAGAUAUUGAAUGUUGUUAUUUACCUGGCUUUUGUUCACCAAUAUUUGUUGUAUUUGGUAGCAAAGGAGAUCUCCCAUCUCCCACAGAGUUAUUUACCCUACUUCUGUUUUCCAGCAUCUCCAUUUCACUUUAUUUAUUGGUGUUCCUCUUUCAGGAAAUUAUCAGAAUUCUGCUUAUCAUGCCGGGCCAAGACAGGAUUAGUCAAUUGCCCAAUGGCCUUCGUUCUCAUAUCCUUUCCUUCCUGCCAAUCGAGGAUGCGGUAGCUACUAGCAUCCUUUCCAGAGAAUGGCACAACAUAUGGAUCCUAGUCUCUGUCAUUAACGUAUAUGACGACUCAAUACCAGUCGACGAAGAUCGAUUCUAUGCCAUUGUCAACUCAAUUCUGCGCCACCCGAUGGCUGCGCUUUCUCCACUUCACAAGUUCAUCCUCAAGUGCGACGAAUGGACCAGUCAUGCUGCAAUCAACAAUCUGAUUUGGGCCGCUCUUGACCGCCAAGUGAAGGAGCUGGACCUUUGCAUUGCUCAACAUGCCAUAGAGGGUAAAUUCCCACUGCCUGUGGAAGUAUAUAGAAACCAGCACCUCAAGGUUUUGAAAUUGAGCGGAGUGAGGGUUCACGAUGAUGAGCCACCAGGUUCUUUCCCACCAGGUUCUUUCCCGUCUUUGAAGAAUCUGCAAGUGGACAUCUCGAUCGGCUGUGACGAAUCCUUGCGAAAAUUCUACCACCACUGUCCUGUUCUUGAGGAGUUGAGAAUGGAAGGAGAAUUGGAUACAUUUCCUGAAGCAAAUUGUCAGUUUGAUGUCAGUUCAGAAAGUCUCAAAGCCCUCUACAUCAAGCUGCAGUCUAAUUAUGAUGUUCAGGAUGAUGACGACGAAGCAGAGAUAUAUACCUUUAAAAUUACAGCAAACAAUUUGGAGAGCCUAUUCAAUGACGAAGACGUAUUGGCAGAUUACGAAAUGGAAGAAAUGAUAUCCCUAGUUGAAGGCAAUAUUCAAAUUGGGUGGGAAGAUUACCAGUACGGCAUGGGUGGUAGAGAAUUCUUUGAUAAAGCUUUCAAGAUAAUGAGGGGAUUGACCCAUGCUAGGACCCUAACCCUGGGUGAGAGGACCACUGGGGCACUUGGAUAUGCUGUGCAUUUGAAUUAUGUACUUGAUCGUGAGGAAGAUGAUGAUGAAGAUGAGUUAAUGUGGGAUGAAGAUGUGCACACUUGGGAUGAGGACAAGGUUUGGGAACUCUGUAGGGAGAAAAUCCCGGAGUUCCAUCAUUUGAAAAUCUUGAAUCUUUCAAUGGGAAAUCGUUAUGGAUGGAAUCUUCUGCCAUACUUACUAGGGUUCUUUCCUAGGUUGGAGACGCUCCGUUUAGAAAUGGUUCAUGUAUACCGUGUGGAUCCAAACAAUAGAUUUGCGUGGAAUCCACCCCUAGAGAAACCAAGAUGUUUGAUGGAGACCAUCAUUAGGGUCGAGGUAAAGGGAUUUCGCAAUGAGGACGGAGAGGGGUGGCCAUUGAUAAACUAUCUGCAGGAAAUUUCUACUCACAUUCGAGAGUUCCAAAUCAUAGUAGAAUGA